CCAGGCUGGCGGCGUAAGACGGGCUGUGGAUGGUUACGGCGGACACCGGCGUGAGCCAUGGCCGACGGGGGGAAGGAGAGAAGGAGAGCGAGCGUGAGUCGCAGCGUCUCUUUUAAAAGUUUGGAGUCGUGGAGCGCCAACAGGAGCAGAGGAGAGCAACGUAAAUCAAAGGACUCGGAGGCUGCCGGUGGCGGCGGCGGUGGCGGUGGCGGCGGUGGCGGCUUCGCCCUCCCCCCUCCGCCUCCCUCUGCCCCGUCUGCUGGGACGCCGAAUGUCAGUGUGUCGAGAAAAGUCUCCAAAAUCUCCACCACCACCUCCUCCUCCUCCUCUCCCUCCUCCUCCUCCUCCUCCUCCUUCGCCGGCCUCCCGACCGCAGAUGCGAAGAGAGGCUCCUCCGCUCCUCUCUCGAUAGCUCCCUCCAUCCGCCAGCUCACCGAGCGGUUCAGCAGCACUUUACCCCGGGCCAAAAGCGCCAGGAGAGACCGCUCACCUCCCGCCAAACCGCCGCAUCGGGACGGAUUUGGCCGACACGUCGACGUGUCGGCGCCGCCGUCCGAUCGCGCCUCUCAAGGACAGAAGUUUCACUCCGGCACCGACUCCGUCUCCGGGUCGGACUCGGAAAGGAAGACGAAAAAAUGGACGCAUUCGCGCCUGUCCGCCGCCGACGGCAGCAGCAGCAGUUCGUGUGGUAAGAGAGAUUAUUCCCACGUUAACGCAUGUUCCGCCGAGCGCAGGAAGACUUGGGCCACAGACGAGGAGGAAGAUGUUUCUCUUAGCGGGGGGUCUCCUCCAGCCUGCAAGACUCACCGGAGUUAUUUAUCAGCGCAACACUGUGAUUAUAUACCAAUUCACGCAGACAGCUGGCCCAGCGUCACCAAGAUAAAGGAGAUUUUCAGCGAGAGACAGAGCAGAGCUGCACAACGCUGCAAGGCAACUCAUGAUGCUUACGAGGACUUGAAAACGUCCUGCGGCGGCCAGCUCUGCGGCCCUACGGACGGCGUCUCUCGUUUGGACAAAGCCAAUAAGGAGUCGUCUUGCAGCUCUGCUCGUGAAGCCAAAGCCAGCGCUGUGCCAGAGAAACGCCACCACAUAGGCAGAGUCAGCAACAGCACGACAGAGGGCAGAGAAAACAGACCUCAACAAGGUGACUCCAAAACUAUCCACCCGCGGUAUUCAACUGAUGGGUCAGUCAUAGAGACGCUCAGCGGUAAUAACAUUAAAACAGCCUGCAAGACUAGUUUUAAAAGUGACCUCAGUAGCGGUAGCCGCUAUCUCAGAAUUAACCAGUCUCAAAAUAGAGCUCCGAGUCCUAGCAGUGGAGGAGAAGUUGGCUGUGUGAACCACCACUCUGCUUUCAAAACUACUGGGCUGACUUCUUACCCUGACCCUGACCUUCAACCCCCUGCCCCUCCUCUUUUGAGCUGCUCAGAGAGCCUAGCCACCUCUGAGUUCUCCUCUCUACAACAACUGAGAGAAAGGGAGAGAAGGGAGAGACAGGGGGUCGGGCUGCCCAGGGAUAGUUUACAUUCUUCACAUAGCUCGACCAGAGCGCAGGCCCCCUCCUCCCCCCUCUCCACUUCAGCCCCAGAUAAGGCCAAUACCUCCUCUACUGCAGCUCCCUGCCCUGAGCCGAGAGCUCCAGUCAGAAUUGCCUCUUCAAUUAGGUCCCGCUGGAGAUUUAGCUCCGGAGACGAAGAAGAGGAGCACGCCAGGAGAGGGAGGGGAGGAAGUAAAGGAGCCGGUACGAGCUGGAGUGCUCCUGCUCCUUCCUCCUCCCUCAGAGGAGGGGAGAGGGUUAUCACAGAGCGGGGAGGAAGCUAUAUCUCCCGUUGUAAGAAUGGCUGGUGGGGUCGCAAGGGCAUUGGCAGGUCUUCAGGCAGUGAAGAGGACAGCCCUGGCUCCCUAGGUUCUCCAGGUCGAGACCCAGUGCGCCGGCGCUCGCUGAGAAAGAAGAAAAAAGUUUUCGGAGCGGCCCUCGUGUCAGGACGCGUUGAUGACGAUGAUCAUGAUGGCGAAUCAGAAGACAGUGACAGCGACACAGGAGUGACAAUGGAGCACUUGGAGAGGCACCACGAGCAAAACGCAGGAGGAGAAUUUUCCGGAACUGCAUUGCGUAACCGUUCUACACGAGAAAUCGCCACGGAUAACCCCAGGAGCCGGGCACAACAGUGGGAGCAUGUGUCCUCGCCAGUGACCGCCACAUCUCUUUCUGGGGUCUCGCGUGUCUCAAAGGUCAACAUUCCCUCAUUUAUUUCCAGCCCAGGUGGCUCACGAUGUAGCAGCCGAUAUUCUAGCACUGAGACACUCAAGGAGGAGGACCAGGCUAGCUGUUCUAACCAAGCGGCUAACGUGUUACUUAAUACAGAGGCUGCUGCAGGCAGCUUCAGCAGAGCUGUCAAUUCCAACGUGGCAUCCUCAUCUACACUUAGUAAAACGUACCAUGGGAACUUUACCAUGUACCGAUCCCCUAGCUUUGGGCAUGGGGAUAACUUCUCCCGUGGCCCCGUGAGGGUUCGCCCCCAGAUUGUACCUACAGUCACUCCCUCUCCCACAAUACUCCCCAAGGAAAGGGUGGUGUCUGCAGGAGUUGGAAAAACAGAUUCCAGGAUGUCCAAAAAGACAUUUGACAGGGGUGAAAUUGAUGACAGAGAUAGGUCCCGAAUUUCAAUGUCCAACCCUGAUAUUGCCACAGAAACUAUGACGCUACUCAGUUUCCUGAAAACGGACCUGUCAGAGCUCAGGGUACGAAAAACCAGUGGGGGGGAUCGGUCCGGGGUUGUAGAGGGCCCAUCAGUAUACAAGAUGGGGUCACGGUGUCACGGUGGAGCCCUCCUCCAUUCAGGGCAACGGCCAUCACUUAAAGACCUAACCGCCACCCUCCGCCGAGCCAAGUCGUUCACUUACUCUGACAAACCCACCUCGGCAGUGAGAUGUUUUUCGACGGGCGGCGCCACCAAAAGGAGCUCAUCAGAACAGCAGCUCGGCAUAGAGAAAGAGAGAGAUGUAGGGAGGGUGUCAUUAUCAGACAGGGAAGUGGAGAGUGAUGGGGGUGACUUCAGGGUUGGAAGACGAAGACAAGCAAGAGAUUAUGAAUAUGAUAAUGAGGAAGAGAUGAUGCCAACUCCAUUGCAGGACAGGUAUGUGCAGGAAGCCAGGAAGGUCAUACAAGAUAUCUGCCAAAUGAGUGCUAGGGAGGAUGAUGAUGAUGAUGAUAAUGUACCAGAAGUGGAGGACGGUGGAGAGAGUGAGUUUUUUCGAGUCAAACAAACAAAGGAGGAACAGACUGAGAGAGAGGGAGCGAGCACUAAGGGUGAGGUAAGGAGAGACAAGAAAGAGGCUGAGUUUGAGAGCACAAGGGAUAAAAGAGAGAGAGAAAGAGAGAACAGUGAGCGAGCGAGGGGCAGAGAAGGCGUGCGAGUAGAGAAGCAGGAGAGCGGGGACUCAGAGUGCAGGAGAAAAGAGGAGAGAGCGAGCAGGGGGAGAGACCAAGCUUUACAUAAGGGGGAUUCGGAGGAGAGCAUGCUCUACGAUCGCUCAGUAGAUGAGCUAUCGGGCCAUGAAUCCAGUUUAACAGAUGAGGGAAUUGUGACAGAGCCAGAGACGGGCCCCGGAUACCCCUCUGAGAAGUCCUUUGUGGGAUCAAUAGGGGAUGAUUUGGGGUCACUGGUGGAGAGGGAUGUUUUAGGGCAACCUGUUACCAUAUGGAAGCAAUCGUCUCUCCAUGAAGUGGACUGGUUGAAGGGGCAAAAGCAGAAGAUGGAGAGCAGUGGAAGUGAGACGUUUCAACAGAGUCAAACCUGUAUGUCCCAUUCCACUCCCUUUCCUGCCCUCAGGGCUGAGAGCGACAGCAUUGUGAUGGAAGGCAGCAACACUUCCAUUAUCAUCAAUAACAACAUUUCCAAUGAGGGAUUCGACACUAACAACACUUCAUCACAGGUGGCAACAACCACAACGACAGGAGGAGGAGGAGGAGGAGCAGUUGAAGCCCCUGCCACCCCCUGUGCCGCCCGCAGACGCAGAAAAUUUUCCUCUGCCGGUAAUGCUAACACUGGAUCUGACUCAAGCAAUGGCAGUAAUGUAGAUUCAAAUACAUCAGCCACUGGGAAUGGAGAGUCCACAGUUUACCGCUCACUCAGUGAUCCUAUGCCUCAGCGACGCUGCUCAGUGGCUGAUGAAGGCAAUAACAGUUUCUCAUCUGUGGACAGUAAUCUUCUGGGAUCUCUGUCUGUCAAAGGAGGUGGAAGUGCUCCAGAAUCGCCUUCAGUUGCCACCUUGUCCGAAUAUAAGGGUAGCGUGGCCAGCGACCUGUCAGUGUGCAGUGAUGGUGGUCUCCGUGACGAUAGUAUCCGUGACUACAGCGGGGUGAUCAGGAGCAUAGUGGCUGAGCCCGGAGCAAUGGACAGGCUGAUGGCAGAUGACCACAGCAAUGGCAAAGUUCCCAAGAAGAAGUCAUUUAGUGACCCUAGCCGCCGUAGUGACGCCCCUUUACUUUCUCAAAAUAACCCUCCGUGCAAAGGUCACUCUAAAAGCAAUGAACCAAUAAGUGAGCUGGAUCAACCUGGUCAGAUUCUACCUUCAAGCAGUGAGCCAAUCCUGAGUGAGCAGAGGGAGGAAUUGUGGGAGGCAGAGGGCAGUGUGAGAUGUGAAUCUCCAUCACAACUGCAUCACCGUGACCAUGUAAGCAACACCAACAAAGCCAGAAAGCCUCGCUCCCAGUCUGAAUGUGCACUUUCCUCUGGUAGUCGAGAUGAUGAAGACGAUGAUGCACUAGAUGAAGGAGGAGAAGGGAGAGAGGACGGAGGACAAAAAUUUAAUUUUGAUCUCAAACUGGUUGAGGUUUUGUCCCCAAGAAUGGGUCGUCGGACAACCAGGAAGCGCCCAAAUCGACUAGCCCAGUUCUGUCCUAGCGAUGACCUCUUUGAGCCCUCAGGAAAAGGUCUUGAAAAGCAGGAGGAACAUGAUGACCAGGGUGACCUCACCCCUCCUCUCCCUCCCCCUUCCCAGCCGCCCAAACCCAAAAGCAGACCGAAGCACGUCCGCCAUGCUAGUGAACCAGCCACCUUCAUUCCAAUCUCGCCACCUCCACACUUCCCACACCUGAAGGUGGGGGGACGCCAAGCUAUCCGACCCACUCCAGAGUCAUGCAUCUCGGGUAAGCCUGCAGGUGAUGAGGCCCCCUCUCUGGAGGAUGUGACCAAGAGAUAUAUCCUGGCUCUGAGUGCUCCUCAGAAGGAAGCUGAGGGCCAUGGGCCUCUGCCAGGGUCUGGAGAUAAGGCUGAAGGGUUCAUGUCAGCACCAGAGGGGCCCAGUGAGACCCGCACCUGUGGAAUUAUGGAAGCCGGGCCACAGAAGAAGAACGCAGAAGAAACUAAAUCCAUUCCUGCCCCGCAAAAGACCAAGCCCAGAGUGGAUAUGAGGAGACAUGUGAUGAUGACCCUCUUGGACACUGAGCAGUCAUACGUAGACUCACUGCGCACCCUCAUCCAGGGCUACAUGCGUCCUCUCAAGCAGGCGGACGGCGGCUCCAUAGUGGACCCGCUGUUGGUCGACGAGAUGUUUUACCAGAUCCCGGAGAUCCUGGAGCACCAUGAGCACUUCCUGGAGCAGGUCACGGGCUGCGUCAGCCAAUGGCACGACAGGCAAAUCGUUGGACACCUCCUCGUCCAGUCGUUCUCAAAAGAGACUCUAGCCAACAUUUAUUCGGCGUACAUUGACAACUUCCUCAACGCCAAAGACGCUGUAAGGAUCGCUAAGGAGGCCAAGCCGGCAUUCCACAAGUUUCUGGAGCAAAGUAUGCGUGAGAAUAAGGAGAAACAGGCUCUGGGGGAUCUGAUGAUCAAGCCGGUCCAGAGGAUUCCUCGAUACGAACUGCUGAUUAAGGACUUGUUGAAACACACUCCAGAGGACCACCCGGACCACCCGUUCCUAUUGGACGCCCAAAGGGAUAUCAAAGGAUUGGCUGAGAAGAUUAACAAGGGACGCCGGUCGGCUGAGGAGGCAGAGAGGGAGGCGAGGGUCAUGCAGGAGAUUGAGGCCCACAUAGAGGGGGUCGAACAUAUCCAGAAUCCCCAGAGGAAGUUCCUGAGACAGGAAAUGGUCAUGGAGGCGAAAACAGUAGGGGGGAAGAAGGACCGUUCUCUCUUCCUCUUCACUGAUCUGCUCAUCUGUACCACGCUCAAGAGGAAGUCAAGCUCCUUGAGACGCAGCUCCAUGAGCCUGUACUCUGCUGCUAGUAUGAUUGAUACUUCCAGUAAAUACAAAUUUCUGUGGAAACUCCCACUUGAGGACGUGGAGAUGGUGAAAAGCUCCUCCCAGGCGACGAACAAGGAGAGUAUCCAGAAGAUGAUCGGUCGACUAGAUGAGGAUCUGAGCACACUGAGUCAGAUCAGUAAACUGUCUGAGACCCUCAGCUUCCCUCACCAGUCCUUAGACGAGGUGAUAAAGGAUCUGAUGGCCUCGGUGCACAGGGAGCUGUCUGACAAGCAGUCUCUGGCCUUCAGCAUGACCUUCCUGCCCACCAAGUUGGAACUGACGACAGCCUCCGCCGAGAACAACUUUGUAUUCGAGUUCAGUACUCCCGACGCUCGCUCCAACUUCGAACAGGCAUUCGAGGAGGCCAAGAAGAAGCUAGCUAUGAACAAGGACCAGUGGGACCCAGAGUUUCUGAAGGCUAUUCCCAUCAUGAAGACACGCAGUGGGAUGCAGUUCUCAUGUGCCUCUCCAAGCCACAGCUCCCCAGACAGUGGCUGUGAGGUGUGGGUCUGUAACAGUGAUGGUUAUGUGGGACAAGUGUGCUUGUUGAAUAUCAAGGAUGAGCCCACAGUGGAAGCCUGCAUUGCUGUCUGCUCCGCAAGGAUAAUUUGUAUUGCUGCUGUUCCAGGGCUAAAGGGAAGGGAACGUGGAGGAGAGUCCGCCAUUGCUCCACCCACUGCUGUGUCCGGCCACGCACACUCCCAGCAGCAGCAGCAGCAGCAGCAGCUCCACAUCUCCAUCUCCCAUUCCUCACUGCAGCUGUCUGAGCACCCGUCAGGAGCACAAGCAGAGCUUGUUCCAUUCGACAGCGAUGACACGGAUGACGAGGACUCUCCCAGCCCCUCCUCCACCUUACAGAGUCAGGCCAGUCACUCCACCAUAUCCUCCAACUAUGGCAAUGAGGAGGGCCCAGGUUCCAAGGACAUGGCUACAGAGACCACCAGCAGUGAGGAGGAGCAGGAGUUCCCAGCUCCCAGCCCCUACAGAGCUGCGGGCAGGUUAGGGGGUGGGGUUGGUGGUCGCACCCAUGCAGAGAGCUCCAUGGACGGGCGUGCCAUGCGACGAUCCUCCCGAGGUUCGUUCACCAGGGCUAGCCUGGAGGACCUGCUCAGCAUCGACCCCGAGGCCUACCAGAGCUCAGUGUGGCUGGGCACAGAGGAUGGAUGUAUCCAUGUGUACCAGUCCUCAGACAACAUCCGUAACCGUAAAAACAGCAUGAAGAUGCAACACACAGCCUCCAUCCUGUGUAUACUAUAUUUGGACAACAAAGUGUUUGUGUCCCUGGCCAAUGGAGAGGUGAUUGUCUAUCAGAGGGAGGCAGGUAGUUUCUGGGAUGCCCAAUCUUCACAGACAUUGGUUCUGGGCACGUCUAGUUGCCCUGUAACCAAAAUGGUCCCAGUGGGAGGAAAGCUUUGGUGUGGAUCACAGAACAGAGUCCUCAUUAUCAACACUAUCACACUGGUACAAGAGCACUGGUUCCAGGUGGGCACGGACAGCAGUCGGUGUGUGACGUGCAUGGUGGCGUACGGGCAGGGCGUGUGGUUGGCGUUGCAGGGCAGUGCACAGGUCAGACUUUACCAUGCUCAGACCUUCGAGAGCCUCACUGAUGUGGAUGUGGCACCCGCUGUGCACAAGAUGCUAGCAGGGUCAGACGCAAUUAUCAGACAGCACAAGGCAGCCUGCCUGAGAAUCACAGCACUGCUGGCCUGUAAGGACCUACUAUGGAUUGGUACAAGCGCAGGGGUGGUCCUUACCUUGGUAAUCCCAGCGGUGACCUCUGGGACUGGAGCAAGCUCGCUGAAAUCUACCCUGGUGCCUAUGGGCUCUGCUCACGGACACACGGGCCACGUUCGUUUCUUAACAUCCAUCGAACUACCAGAGGGCUUUGACGUCAACUUCCCUCCACCAUCCAAUGAUUGCACAGGUACCCACUCGCAGAGCAGCAGCAGCAGCACGGUUGAAGGGGGCAACGAGGGUCUCCAGAGGCGGGACUCCACACGGCGCCGAGCCUCUGCCCACCUGCCCCCCAAAAGCAAUCAGCUAGUCAUCUCUGGAGGCGAUGGCUACGAGGACUUCCGCCUGACCAAUAGCAGUGAAACGGUGGGGCGGGAUGACAGCACCAACCACCUAUUGCUGUGGAGGGUCUGAGACUAUUGACUCGAUUAGAAGGACCAAUCGUAGUCCAACCUGGCCCUCCAUUAGUGGACAACUGCAAGCUCUGCCUCUCUCUCGUCUUCUGCCUCCCCUCCGUCUUUUCGGUCUUGCGCAUGUCUGCUGGUUUCUGUGUGCAAUUCGGGUGUCGACCUCCUUUCGGACAGAGUACGGAAAGUGGUCAGUUUAAAUCAGGUUUCUCAUGUUAGUAUGUGUCUCAUGGUAUGUGCCGUACUUCACUUAGUCAUGUGUGUGCGUGGGUGUUUGAAUUUUUCUGGCAUGAGGUCUAAACUGUUCACCACAAGCGUUGUCCAGUCUGAAGAAACCUACUCAAGCUCCUUUGCCUUUGCCGACGGAGACCUUGAGGCAAAGGCAAGAAAAGAGGACAGGAACGAGUUAUUUGACUUAUUGACAAACUAUCACAUUUGGACUCUUUCGGUGAGAGUGGAAGAAGGGAUAAAAGUAAAGGGAUGGAAGUUGACAGAGUCAGAAGGCAAAGAUGAACUCUUAGGUAUAGUGAUGCAUAGAAAUUUGUUUGGAGGGAUGGGAGAAGGACUGAACUAAAAACAGGACUCUGGUUAAACAGAUGAUUUCCUUUCACAUGCUCUUCUUGUGGACUGGUCGUCGACCCUGUCACCUUAUCUUAGCAUGGAGCUGCGGAGAAAUGGAGAAAAGAAUGAGCACAGCACGCCACACACCAUCACUUCUGCUUAACCUGAAUCACAGACAUUUAACAUUGUGACAGUCGGAAUGAAAAAAAAACAAAAAACGUGAAAAUAUAGUAAUAUAUAUCUGUGAGUGAAACCGUUUUAAAAUGUUCUGACGCAGCUUGCACGUUUUAAAGACCAUUUUGAUGGUGUUUCCGUCGGUGCGGUUGUGGUUUUUGUCAUGUUCGGUUCAGGUGGGCUGGGGAACGUCUACAUGUAGAUGAGCCCAGAGAUUUGCCUGCAAGCUACGAGAGAGGAGAAGCAAGAAGAUGUUCGGAAGAGAGGGAGAGAGAGAGAGAGGAGGGGAGGAGAUGCCUAUUUAACUUAGCCUGGUUGGCCAGCCACGGGUCUGGACAGCGGUCCGCUAACUGCAGAUCUGAGGACAGAUCUUAGCGAAAGAGCCCUUCAAAAAGUCUGGUUCUGAGUCAGUCAGAGUAUCAUUUAAGUGCAAUAUAUGCCAAGGGUACCCAACAAUAAUAAUACAUAUGUAUAAAAUGACACAUUCACGCAUGUAUAACUCACUCAACAAGUUUCACACAAAUAAUCACAAUAAAUCUGUUUAUCUUUAAUUUUGGGGGGGUUAAGAUUCACAUGAAAUGAGAUGAGGCAGUAUUCUUUACCUGGAUUUUUAAAAAAAACCGCACAUCUUAGAGGCUUUUUUUUCCUUCAAGAUACCAUUUAUGCCAAAGCCUUGCUUGUGUUUAUGUUCCAACAUUGAGAGAUAAACAGUUCUUCUCUUGUUGCCAAGCAGACACAACUCUCACUGACUGGUUUUCUGGUUGUUGCUUUUUAUUUUGUUUUGUUUUUGACUCUGGCAGGAAGGAAUUUGGGAACUAUUGCUGAAAUGAAUGGCAAAUACACUUAAAAGGCGCUGGGCUGUAGUGGUAAAUAAAGAAAGAUCCUUAAUGUACAGUAUUUAUGGUUUUGAUUUUAGCGUUUCUUCUUACGGCACUUAAUUUAUAGCAAAGUUAGCAUUCACUAUUUCUUGGUGGUUGAGACAGAUAAGGCGCAGACUUAAAACCACAGACAAAGACGGAGCGGGGACGGACGGACAGACACACAUGCGUGAGUAGGUCAGGGGGACAGACGCAGAGUUGCCCGCACGUGCCGCUAAAACCUAAUCCGCCGCACGAAUACGCGGGGUGAAAGGUCAGCUCUGCCUCUGUCGCCCAGCAGGUGUCUGUUAAGUGAAGGGUGACUUUAGAUUAUACACACACGCAUACACACGCAUGCUUGCUCUCAGGCUAUGGGGUUAAGCAGUGAUUGUAUUUGAUCCUCCCCAGCCCAGAAAACCUCUGACUGUACCUUCCCAACCAUCUGGACACGUCACCUGUGCUUCCUCUCCUCUAGAGGUUAACUAGCGCUGGGCUAACUGGCCCCCCUGUGGCCAAACGAGGGAAGCUAACGGCUAACUGGCCCCCCUGUGGCCAAACGAGGGAAUCUAACGGCUAACUGGCCCCCCUGUGGCCAAACGAGGGAAGCUAACGGCUAACUGGCCCCCCUGUGGCCAAACGAGGGAAGCUAACGGCUAACUGGCCCACUGACCAAACGAGGGAAGCUAACGGCUAACUGGCCCACUGACCAAACGAGGGAAGCUAACGGCUAUCUGGCCCACUGUGACCAAAGGAAGGAAGCUAACAGCUAAUAGGAUUUGCUGAGCGUCUUCCCAGCUGCCUGCCGCUAACCGGUUUAGCCAGUGACCCCUGUGCCUCUACACCAGCCUCAUGUCAUGUGUGGAGAGGAGCAGCUUGUUUUUUUGUUUUUUGAGUGUUAUGAUUGAGUGUAAACCGCCAAUACAAUAAAAAGGUAUUUUCUGACCAUGGAGAAUGCAAAAUCGCAACUGGCUAGAUCCCUGUGCAUGAUGGAGAGAGGAUGAGAUGUUUAAGGGAGAUUUUUUUUCUUUCUUUCUUUCAUGUUCCCAGAUGCCGGCAUUGGCUCAGUUGGAAUACUUUCAAAUCAAAAUGAUAAAUUCACCGUAUUUGCUGUAGGGGGACAGGCCAACAGACAGGAUUUAGCUUUUUUUUGUUGGAAAGGUGAAAAGUUGUGGCUCUUGGGUUGAUGGGGUUUUUCUCUUAAGAGUAUUGUUUAUUAUCUUCACCUGUGCAGUGUUUCUGAAACUGUGAAUCGGGCUCCCACAUGGGGUCACGGGCCUCUUGUUUCUGGGCCGUUUCACGAGUCAGGAUUUCUGGGACGAGACAAAAUGGCUGUACGUCCAGUGUCAAAGGUUUAAGCAACCUGUGCUCGGUGGCUCUCCUCGUGUUUCCAGUGUUGGUGAAUAACUACAGAUCCAGCACACCGCUCAUAAGCUGGGGAGCCAUUCGACUUCCAAUGCAGCUUAUUCGGGAAAUGGGUUCUGUCCAAAAUGUGACCUUUGAGUCUCUUUAAAUUCAAAACUGAAGACGUUUCGCCUUAAAGAUGUUGCAACUUUAAGUUAUAUUAAGAUUAGUAAGAAUUGAUCAUUGCACAGUCAGCGAUAGAUAACUGCAGUAAGCAUAGUUGGGUUGUGUUUUGUCUUGAGCACAGUGAAUUGAAGCAAAGUUGAUUCAGCCUCUGAAUACUUCGAACACACGUCAUUCUUGAUAUUAAAAAAAAUCCUCCACACCGAUUUGACCGAUUGGGAUACAUUUAGCACAAUUUUUGCAUGAAAAUGGUGGAUCCCUGCUUCAUAACUAUCACAUGAAACUCACGUUAUCAUCACUGUAACUCUUAGUAACCUGUAAGUAAUCACUAUGCCAGUAUGUGAACGAAGUCUCUUUUUUUGUCGUUGUUGUUGUAAAUAUUGGAAUAUAUUGCCUUUUUUCUGUACAUAGUGCACCCACGGUCCUCAAUUGUUGAUAUGAAUCUAAUGGCAUAUUUUUAUAUACUUGUGUAUGGUUUGUUUUUUUGUUUGUAUUUUUUUUCCCUCUGGCAUGUGCUGUCAGUCACGUUUAAAUUAUAACUGUCACAAAUUAUAACUUUACAGAAAAAGAAAAGCCAAGACGGCCUCCGUAGUGGUCAGAGUAAUUAAGAGUUUUAACAUUGCUGUUUUCUGUGUCAGCCGUGAAAGGGCCACAACUGUGCUCCUUGGCUAUUGCAAAGUAGCUGGUGAUUCAAUGGCCCCGCCGUCUGGGCGUGUAUAACAAUUUUACUAUUGCAACCUCAUAGGGGCCUCUGAUUCUUAGUACAACCAACACUUGCUGGUUCCCUGAGAGGGGACGGCAACAUGGCACCCGAAGCACAACCCCUGGUCAAAACCCUCGUUUAUUACUUGCUCUGUCAUAUCUUGAAGUUGUUCUGGUUGCAGUGCAGUUGGAGUUAUUUCCUGUAUGUAGCUGUUCCUGUUAUGUCACUGUGGGUUCCUCUCUGUAAUUAAAUCAGCUC
Messenger RNA from Lampris incognitus (smalleye Pacific opah), 12470 nucleotides. Its product is annotated as rho guanine nucleotide exchange factor 17-like. The record is from RefSeq and is a predicted model, not a curated record. Gene Ontology annotation, biological process: actin cytoskeleton organization. Bases 58 to 8400 code for a protein of 2780 amino acids. Gene Ontology annotation, molecular function: protein binding; guanyl-nucleotide exchange factor activity. The transcript has 24 exons. NCBI's taxonomy places the organism in Eukaryota, Metazoa, Chordata, Actinopteri, Lampriformes, Lampridae.